AUGGCCACAAACGGCGUGGAAUACGAGUCUAGUGCCGACAGAAAUGUUGAGAUAUGGAAAAUAAAGAAGCUUAUAAAAAGUUUGGAAGCCGCCAGAGGAAACGGCACAAGCAUGAUUUCGCUGAUCAUUCCACCAAAAGACCAGAUAGCACGGGUCAACAAGAUGUUGGCUGACGAGUUUGGUACAGCAUCAAAUAUCAAAAGUAGAGUAAACAGGCUGUCUGUUCUUGGGGCAAUCACAUCAGUACAGCAAAGGCUCAAACUCUACAACAAAGUUCCUCCAAAUGGUCUCGUAAUCUACUGCGGAACAAUCAUCACAGAGGAGGGAAAAGAAAAGAAAGUCAAUAUCGACUUUGAACCAUUUCGUCCAAUCAACACUUCAUUAUAUCUCUGUGAUAAUAAAUUUCAUACAGAGGCAUUAACAGCUCUGUUGGCAGACGAUAACAAAUUUGGUUUCAUUGUAAUGGAUGGUAAUGGAGCUUUGUUUGGGACCUUGUCAGGGAACACAAGAGAAGUCUUGCACAAGUUUACUGUUGAUUUACCGAAGAAACACGGUAGAGGAGGUCAGUCUGCUCUACGUUUUGCUCGUUUGAGGAUGGAGAAGAGGCACAACUAUGUACGGAAGGUAGCAGAGGUGGCAGUUCAGCUGUUCAUCACAAAUGAUAAACCGAAUAUUGCAGGAUUAGUUCUAGCUGGAUCUGCUGAUUUCAAAACUGAGCUCAGUCAGUCUGACAUGUUUGAUCCGCGUCUGCAAGGGAAAAUUAUCAAAAUUGUGGACGUCUCCUAUGGUGGUGAGAAUGGCUUCAAUCAGGCAAUUGAACUUGCAGCAGACUCUUUAGCAAAUGUCAAAUUUAUCCAGGAAAAGAAACUAAUAGGGCGGUACUUUGAUGAGAUCUCACAAGAUACUGGCAAAUACUGCUUUGGAGUUGACGACACACUGAAGGCCAUGGAAAUGGGAGCAGUGGAUAUUCUCAUUGUAUGGGAAAACUUGGACAUUCAGAGAUUUGUUUUAAAAAACCAUACAAAUGAUGAAGAAAAAAUUUUACAUUUGAGGCCAGACCAAGAAAAGGAUAAGACAUACUUCACAGACAAGGAGACAGGGGUUGAGCUGGAGUUGAUAGAACAAAUGCCUCUUCUGGAAUGGUUUGCUAACAACUAUAAAAAUUUUGGGGCCACACUUGAGAUUAUUACAGACAAAUCACAAGAAGGUGCCCAGUUUGUGAGAGGCUUUGGUGGUAUCGGAGGCAUUUUGCGGUAUCAGGUGGACUUCCAGGCUCUAGACCCCCUUCAUAAAGACCUGCUGCUUGACGAUUACGAUCUAGAUGACUACUGA
Messenger RNA from Candidula unifasciata, 1332 nucleotides. The record is from the annotation of a GenBank genome assembly. NCBI's taxonomy places the organism in Eukaryota, Metazoa, Mollusca, Gastropoda, Stylommatophora, Geomitridae.